GGGGCCCUUUUUGUAAAAUGGUGGACACCGCGUGCUGAAGAUAAACAGUUCACCGUUGUUUAUCACGUUUAUAAGCAAAGAGUUCGAAAUGGAAAGUGUCAACAACUCAGCCUCAGAGGACACGAGUGCUGUGGAUGGUGGAGGAAACACGGACACGUUUCAGACGGUAAAGUCGAAGAAAUCUUCUAAACGUAAGCGUGACCAAGGGGAAGUACAAAUGGAGUCUGAAGACGCCGUGGCACCGAAAAGACCACAGUUUCCCCCAAUAUCAGGAGACAAACUGAAGGGCGGUGCUGAUGAGAUGAGGAAAAUCCCUGUGCCGUCUCAUAGAUAUACACCUCUGAAAGAAAACUGGCUCAAAAUCUUCACCCCCAUUGUUGAAAACCUGCAGCUUCAAGUUCGAUUUAAUCUCAAAACAAGAAAUGUGGAAAUUAAGACAUGUAAAGACACACAGGAUAUCGGUGCUCUUACGAAAGCAGCAGAUUUUGUAAAGGCCUUUAUUUUAGGAUUUCAGGUUGAGGAUGCACUCGCACUCAUCAGACUGGAUGAACUGUUCCUGGAAACCUUCGAUAUCACAGAUGUUAAGCCUCUCAAAGGAGAUCACUUGUCACGAGCUGUUGGGAGAAUAGCAGGCAAAGGGGGGAAAACGAAGUUCACCAUUGAAAAUGUCACAAAGACCAGGAUUGUCCUUGCAGACACGAAGGUUCACAUUUUGGGGUCGUUCCAGAAUAUAAAGAUGGCACGGACAGCUAUAUGCAACCUUAUCUUAGGAAGUCCUCCAUCGAAGGUGUAUGGAAACAUUCGGGCAGUUGCCAGCCGUGCAGCUGAGAGAUUCUAACAUCAGGCAUGACACUCUGAUCCUCCACCUACUGUGCAGCACAUGGACUGAAGCAGAAAAUACUCCCAGGGUCCCAAAAGUGGUGUGAAACAUCCAGUCAAUACCUUUACACUGCUGCCUGGAGUUCAGCAGCAGAGGACAUUUUUUCACUGACUGACAGAUCACAAAUUAAUAUCUCUGAAACACUCAAAAUAAAAAAAACCUCACAGCAAUGGAAGAGAA
Messenger RNA from Tachysurus vachellii, 1060 nucleotides. It is a transcript of the gene pno1, whose product is annotated as partner of NOB1 homolog. Gene Ontology annotation, molecular function: RNA binding. Gene Ontology annotation, cellular component: nucleolus. The record is from RefSeq and is a predicted model, not a curated record. NCBI's taxonomy places the organism in Eukaryota, Metazoa, Chordata, Actinopteri, Siluriformes, Bagridae. The coding region runs from base 89 to 838 and encodes 249 amino acids. The transcript has 7 exons.